Molecule: messenger RNA, 3799 nt
Organism: Symsagittifera roscoffensis
Lineage: Eukaryota; Metazoa; Xenacoelomorpha; Acoela; Convolutidae
Source: RefSeq, a predicted model, not a curated record
UGACUAACCAAUCACUUCAGCCAGGUGAGUUAUUAUAUCAGGUGGUGAAAAACCACCGACAAUCAACAAACUCGCUAGUUUGAUUAUUUAUUCAUAAUUCUUAAUUAUAAACAAUUGAAAACUCUGUAAAACUAGUUUCUACCAGGUCUAAGAGGGAGGUCUUCAUACCAACCUGUUAAUUUGUUUAUUCAAUUGUUUGUUUGGUUUAAAAAUCAUUCAACCCGUCCAGUAUUCCAGACUGUUUAUUUAUGAAUCUCCAUGAAAUUUUUGGCUUUGUUGAGGAUAAGUAGCCAAGUUGUUGACAAUCACUGGAACUAAAUCAGAGUUUUUACUGUUGAAUUUGUUGAUUCUAACUAGAACUUGCCCGGAAAACAUCACGGGCGCGGUUUGGAUUAAAAAUAUUGCCAGAGUGAUUAAUGUCCGGAAAUUUAGGUUCAGGUUAUGCCUCUAUGAGAAGAAACGUUCCAAUUUACCCAUUUAAAUACUGAGUGCUAUCCACAAAGUAUAUUAUUUUUAUAUGUUUCUCCCAACCCUGAGGGCACCCAAUAACUUUAAUUUGGCACUUUCAUUAAAUUGCCCUCAAACUAAAUUCUGUUCAAUAAAAUUAGUCGAAUUCAACUUUAAUUUUACUCAAACCUCAUUUCUCCGCUCUAUAAAUAAUCUAUCCGCGAUAUUCGAUAAAUCGGAUCUUCAGAUCUUUAAAUUGAGAUUUAACGAAACUUGAAAGUCAAUUGGGCUCUCUGAAAUACAUUGUUGCAGUUUGAAGAUUAUUGUUUGGGCAUUUUUGAGAUUGGUAAGUAUUGGGCGCCAAGUAGGUGUUUGCCAACUCGUCGCAAACUUACAGAUAUCGUCAAAUGUAAAUUACAAAUCAACCUUGAAUCACCUUUAUUUGGUUUUAUUCUUACUCAAACGUAGUAUUUGUAAUUAAUAUUAAGCGGAGUUAUUAAAAAUUUUGAAUUAUUUCACUGAUUUUCUAUCAUUGAUUUCAGAUGGUAAAUUCAUUUUUUCGAAACGCUUAUGAAGAAACAAAAUUUUUUAAGAGGAAGCUUCGAAAUCAAUUUCUUCUAAUUAUUCUUAUGACUUUUGUACGUUUUUUCAUUCAAAAAACACGCAGUCAACACUUGCAGUCGACAAUUUCAUUUAUAAAAGUAUGUCACAACAUUCUUAGUGGAAAAAAAUCGAUCGAGGUUAUUGAUAACGGAUUUCAGUUUUUAUUAUCUCAAACGGCUUUUUUUAACGUUUCCGAAAGUUGCUUCACAAAAAUUGUCUGCAUUAUAUUACCAUUAUUAUGAUUUAUUAUUUUUUUCAAGCUGACGCUAAAAAUGAUUUGCUGUGAGCUUUAAACUUAUGUGACUCGAGACAUUGUUUUUAUGACCAUUUGAACGAUUUUAGAUUUAAACGCUGGUGUUUAUUUAGUCUGGCUGCUUUCUAUCUUCAAACUUCACUAAAAAACUACUUUGUAACAUUAUUUAUAGUUAUAUUAGAAUAAUAAACUAUUUAGAUCGCUCGCCAGUUACCAGUUCUUAUGAUUAGUUAGACCAAUCAGUUAUUAAUUAAUCUUAUCAUCACCUCUUUGUUGCUUAAAAAUAAAAAAGUUGUCGAAAAUGAUCGGGAAUAAAAUUUGUAGUUUACUGAUUUUAUAUUUCUCCGCUCUGAUUGUAAAUACAGAAUCGGAAGAUUGUCCUGCAACUUGUAGUACUGUUACGCUUUCAAAUUAUUGGAGCACUAAAGGCUACACUAUUAACGAGCUGAAGGAAUUUAAAAUCACGACGUUUUUUGCCAUCCGCUACGGGACGACUCCUCGAGGUCGCUUUACGAACCCGACUGCUUUUCAAAAUCCAACCAGUGACAACCAAGUGAACAGGUUUCACCCUUUAUUUUGCCCCAGUUAUUAUUCGGUGAAACAGCUGCAAAAAACGAACUCGCUUUCGGCACAACGAAGUUUGCAGGACAGAUUUUCCGAGGACUGUUUGAAUUUGGAUAUUUAUGCGAGAGCCGAGAGCAUGGAAAUCACAGACUACACAGUGCCUGUUGUUGUCGUUUUUGCUGAUCCCAAAUCCGAUUUCAGUUCGUAUCUUAAAGGAUACUCGGAAUUUAUGUCGCACUUAAUUACCAAUCUGGAAGCAAUAGUAGUUAAAGUCAACUAUAGAAACGGACCUCUUGGAUUCUUGCAAGUAGACGAUGAAGAUAACGGAAACUUUGGACUCAAAGAUCAAAAACUAGCACUAGAAUUUAUUCAGAAGCACAUAUUGUCGUACGGCGGCGACAAAAAUCAAGUUGUGGUUUUGGCGGAAGGCUCAGCAGCUUCAGGAAUUGGCUGGCAUUUGACGAAUUCUGCUAAUUUGUUCUCCAAUUACAUUCUUCUAGGCGGCAGCCCUUCAAGCGUUUUAAACAAUUUGGAUCUGAAGAGAAAGCGCAGAAUUCAUCACGAAUACCUAUCAAAGUUCGGAUGCGAAAAAUUCAAAUCACUCCGGUUCUGCUUCGAAGAAAUUCCACUUGAAGAACUAUACUUGACCUCAGCUGACCUCAAAAACUAUGCAUUUUAUCUCGAGUUUUUCACACCUUCAUCGUCAACAAAGAGUGUCAAAAAUGAGAAAACUGGCUCUUUGGAAGUUUCCGGAUUACGUAAGAAUUACGUAAUCGGAAUGCACCAAUGUGAUGGAAUUACAUUUCAUGGAGACUUUUUAGCAACAAACAGGGAUCUUCUGCAGUUUAUGAACAUAACACUGUCUCCAGAAAACCUUCAAGGUGUUAUUUUUGAGUAUGAACAUCACGACUUGAAUUUGAACAACUUAAAGAGUGAACAGCAGCUGAAUAAAGUGAUGACCGAUUUCUUAGUCUCGGCGCCUUCCUUCAUGUUUUCUUCAAUGUUCGAGCCUUUAGACAGUAAGUUGCUGUUCAUGAUUGGAACGCAGACGGAUUUAGUGGUUAAUUGCAACAAAUCACAAGAAAAUCAUCUGGGAGCCACUUUUCUAAACUGGGCAAAAAUUAAGGAUGAAAUCAAAGAAAUUUUCAGCUUCAAAAGAAACUUCGACGACAACUCCACCGAUUUAACUAACUCGAUGAAAACUCUACUGGCCUCGCCGAAAACCGAAGAAUCCUCGACUAGUUCAAACGAAAAACAGAGCAACAAAAUCAAGCAGAAUUGUUACAUUUUCAAUUCGCAGCCAACUCCUUCUGAAAGUGUGAAUGAAGAAGACACUUCUUGGUACCCUGUGUUUGAGUCCAAUGAUAUCAAAAGCUGUGAGCCGCAUUUGUCUCGCUUCUGGAACGAAGUCAUUUUCGACAGCAUAGACCAUAAGAAAUUUGAAUUUCAUGGCAAAAACGGAUCGGACAAAAAACAUCCGUCCAGCACCGCGUCAACUGACAAACAGCCGAGAACGAGUCACCCGACAGUGUUCAAGACUACAUCACCGGCAACGAGUGGGGGUUCGAGUCCCGUUCCUGUUUAUCCGGCGGCAGAUACUCUCAAGUCAGACGAAGACCAUGCACACGACAGGAUAAUCAAGGUGAUUCCUAAUCAUAUCUUCUACUCGCUGGUCGGAACCCUCUUCGGAUUCAUAGUCGCAGUGCUGCUCAUUUUAUGUUUCACCUUCUCAAGGCGCAACCGAAAAGGGCAAAAGCCCUCUCCAUUCUUUCCCGGCUGUCAACCAUACAACUGUCAGUGGGAAAACCCAAACAGAAUUCUCGGAAGUCCUAAACGAUCGCGAUAUUUUGAACCAAUCAAAACCCCCGGAGGGCCUGAACAAAGUUUGAUUCAAUGUGUCGACGGUUGCAAUAGCCGACUAUUACCGCUUCA